GGAAGGUCCAACAUGGCGGCGCCAGCCACUUGCGCCUCUGGCGCAUCGAGUACCCGGUCUGUGGCAGCCGCAGCGGGCAAGGGCAGCGUCACCAGCUUCCAGAGGAAGGGUCCCAAAGCCUGUGGGAUCGACGGCAGCAGCCCUCGACUGCUGUCCAUUACGGGCACGCGACCGUCGGUGCGGAAUGGACAACUGCUGGUGUCCACCGGGCUGCCAGCCCUGGACCAGCUCUUAGGUGGAGGUUUAGCUGUUGGAACAGUUCUUCUGAUUGAAGAAGAUAAACACAAUAUUUAUUCACCAUUGCUCUUCAAGUAUUUCCUGGCAGAGGGAAUUGUCAGUGGACAUACUCUGUUAAUUGCAUCUGCUAACGAAAACCCUGCUGAAAUUUUAAAGGGACUCCCUGCACCAUUACUUGAUGAAAAGGAUAAAAAAGAGUUUGAUGAAGAUGUAUGUAAUCAUAAAACACCAGAAGCUAAUACGCCCAUGAAAAUAGCCUGGCGUUACCAGUUAUUACCCAAGGUGGAGCAGGUUGGUCCAGUAUCAUCUUCAAGAUUUGGUCACUAUUAUGAUGCAUCAAAGAAGAUCCCUCAAAAACUCCUUGAGGAUUCAAAAUGGCAUGGAUUUUUUCUUCCAGAAAAAUUAUCUUCAACUCUGAACCCAGAAUCCUGUUCUUCAACCCAUGGCUACAUGAAGCUUCUUCAGUUUAUCAAGAACAUCAUUUAUGAGGAAGGAUUUGAUGGAUCUAAUCCCCAGAAAAAACAAAAAAACAUUUUAAGAAUAGGAAUUCAGAAUCUUGGCUCACCCUUAUGGGGAGAUGACAUUUGCUGUAGAGAAAACUGUGACAAAAGUCAUAAUCUUACCAAGUUCCUGUAUGUUCUCCGUGGCCUUCUACGAACUUCUCUGUCAGCCUGUAUCAUCACAGUGCCAACAUACCUUACCAUGAAUAAAGCAGUUAUUGCCCGUGUGACUAAUUUGUCAGAUACAGUAAUUGGCCUGGAAUCUUUUAUCGGUUCUGAGAGAGAAACCAACCCUUUAUAUAAGGAUUAUCAUGGUUUGAUCCAUAUACGGCAGAUUCCUCGGCUUAAUAACUUGACUUGUGAUGAAUCAGCUGUCAAAGACUUAGCUUUUAAGUCAAAGAGGAAGCUCUUCACCAUUGAGCGACUGCAUUUGCCUCCAGACUUGUCAGACACAGUGAGCCGCUCGAGCAAACAGGAUCUGGCAGAAUCUGCGAAGCUGCUGGGCCCAGGCUGUGGCCCAAUGGCCGGAGGCAAGAAGCACCUGGACUUCUAGGGAUUCCUCCCUAGUCUCUGCCUGAAGAAGCCUAUGACACUCUAAUUAUGAUUGCUAAUAGCUUAUGUAAAUAUUUUUCUUAACGAGUUGACCCUCCAAUCUUUGAAAAACACAGUCAAGAUUGCAAAAUGGAGCUGUCGUUCUUCAUUUUUAACCAACUUUUUGUAUAGAAAUCAUAUAGCCGAAAUGAUAUUAUUUUGACAUCUAUCUUUUGUUGUGUUUAGAAAAAUAACUGCAUUUUAAAUAAAAAAGCAACAAAAAUUAAUGUGCCUUACACCGGUCAUUUGGUGAACUAAAAGCACAGUAAUGGAUAUGUUAUAGGAGGUAACAUAUGAAACAUGAAAUCCAAGUGGGGUGUGAAUACCUUCCUCUAUAUCCCUGAAAAAGUCACCAAAAACUGCUAAGCAACCAAGGCUUGUUUAAAAAAAAAUUAAAAUUUUGUUUCCUACCACAUGAAAUAAAUUUGUAUUUAUGUAUCCUGUUAUCAAGGUGGUAAAGACAAAAUAAUAUUUUUGAAUUUAAUAUGAAAAAUGGUCCACCAUAAUAGUUAAUGAAGAACUCUGAGUGAUGGAAGCGUGAAUGAUCUUCUGUUUAGUAAUCCGAAACAACUGAAGUCAGCACUAUGAAAUUAUGUCACAGGCAUAAUUCAGGAUUGAAAUUCAAACUGACAGCUAUAUUAAUGCUAGAGUACCAAGGGAAACUGUGUUAAGGCUUAGUGAGAGGUUUUUAUGGAAUAUAGGUCGAAAUCAAAGUAGAAAAUGAAACUAACUCAGAUUUUAAUCGUGCUACGUAAACCCUUUGUUAACUAAGAACACUGGGUGCACAUGUAAAUUUCUAACCACAUAAACGUGUCUUAGAGCACAUAGGAUCAGGAACUAGUUUUCAUCUAAAACACUAGGUUUUAAAAUCACAAUUCUAAAAUCUCAGAGCUUUUGACAAUCGGUAAUGUGCAAGAUAAAGAGCAGCUUGCAUAUAUAAAUAAAGAUGUUCACAUCCAUUAGGAGAAAUUGAAUUUCUAAAAUAAAUUCUCAAAUAUAUUUGAAUAUUUUGAAGAAGUUAUAGAUAGCAUUUUUAGGGAAGCUUUCUUUUAUUAUACCACAAAGUAUACUGUUUCCUCUUGACAACAUUUUAGAAAACAAAGACGAGUUUUUUAAAACUGUCUAACCAAUAUGAUGAAUGUCAGUCACUUAAAAAAAAAGCACUGUAGCAUAAACACA
Molecule: messenger RNA, 2507 nt
Organism: Jaculus jaculus (lesser Egyptian jerboa)
Lineage: Eukaryota; Metazoa; Chordata; Mammalia; Rodentia; Dipodidae
Gene: Elp4
Product: elongator acetyltransferase complex subunit 4
Exons: 10
Coding region: 13-1290 (425 amino acids)
Biological process (GO): tRNA wobble uridine modification
Cellular component (GO): cytoplasm; elongator holoenzyme complex; transcription elongation factor complex
Source: RefSeq, a predicted model, not a curated record